ACAGUAGGGUUCACAACGACAACAGCGGGGACGGAAGUAGUGUCUGUUUAGCUUCUCACCUAGCCUUAACAUUAGCUUCUUAAUAUUCUUAUUAACUGCCUCUAUAGCUUUCACGUUUACGAGAAGCGUUCACGGUAAUAUCACGAAAACAAACUCUACAAUACCCCUGCGUCAACUGUCUGCGGCUCUGUGUAAAGUUAGCUUUUGUCUAGGAGCGUAUUAGUUACAGUGUACCGCCGCAUUACUGAAUGUGUGCCUGUGAAUGAAUGAACAGUAUUCGCGUUUGACGGGUUGUGAGAGCGUUAAUUAACAACACAGUUAGUCAUGGCUACUGGUGCGGAUGUCAGGGAUAUUCUGGAGUUGACCGGGGGAGAAAAUGACGGUCCCAUCAGCAAGAAAGAUCUCAUCAACUCGGACAAGAAAAAAUCGAAGAAGACAACAGAAACGCUGACCUUCAAGAGACCAGAGGGAAUGCACCGAGAGGUCUACGCUCUCCUCUAUUCAGAUAAAAAAGAUGCACCCCCUUUGCUGCCCAGUGACACUACUCAGGGCUACAGGACAGUCAAAGCCAAGCUGGGCUGUAAAAAGGUGCGUCCCUGGAAGUGGAUGCCCUUCACCAAUCCUGCUCGCAGGGAUGGGGCUAUAUUUCACCACUGGAGACGUGUGGCAGAGGAAGGCAAGGACUACCCUUUUGCCCGCUUCAACAAGACAGUGCAGGUACCAGUGUACUCAGAGCAGGAGUAUCAGGUGCAUCUGCAUGAUGAUGGCUGGACUAAAGCAGAGACAGACCACCUGUUUGACCUGUGCAAGCGCUUCGACCUGCGCUUCAUAGUUGUCCACGACCGCUACGACUACCAGCAAUACAGAAAACGAUCUGUGGAGGACCUAAAAGAACGGUAUUAUAGUAUUUGUGGUAAGCUGACCAAGGUUCGUGCAGCUUCAGGGACAGAGCCCAAGAUCUACAUAUUUGAUGCCGGCCAUGAAAGGCGUCGUAAAGAGCAACUAGAGAAGCUGUUCAAUCGCACGCCUGAACAGGUGGCAGAAGAGGAAUAUCUUAUUCAAGAGCUCAGGAAGAUUGAGACAAGGAAGAAGGAGCGUGAGAAGAAGGCCCAGGAUCUGCAGAAACUCAUUAAAGCAGCUGACACAACCACAGAGUUAAGACGAGCCGAAAAGAGGGUUUCCAAGAAGAAGCUCCCACAAAAAAGAGAAACAGAGAAACCGGCUGUUCCAGAGACAGCAGGCAUCAAGUUCCCUGACUUCAAAUCAGCAGGAGUCACGCUGCGCAGUCAGAGGAUGAAACUGCCAAGCUCAGUAGGCCAGAAGAAGAACAAGGCCAUCGAGCAGAUCCUGAUGGAGCAAGGAGUGGAUCUUAACCCCAUGCCCACAGAGGAGAUUGUUCAGAUGUUCAAUGAGCUGCGUAGCGACCUGGUGUUGCUGUAUGAGCUGAAGCAGGCCCACAGCAAUUGUGAAUACGAACAACAGAUGCUGCGUCAUCGCUAUGAGGCCCUGCUGAAGGCUGGUAGCGGAGGUGGGUGUGGUGGAAUUACAGGUGCUGGACUAGCCGCCGUAACACAGGGGGGAGAGCUCAAUUCCACCAACAGCACUUCAGCAUCCACCCCAGGGGGUGAAGCUCAGUCCUGGCCCAGUACAGAUGACAUCAAGGUGGAGGCCAAGGAGCAGAUCAUUGAUGUUGUUGGAGCACCACUUACCCCCAACUCACGCAAACGGAGAGAGUCUGCAUCCAGCUCGUCUUCAGUGAAAAAGGUGAAGAAACCAUGAUGAGGACGAGCUGCUACACGGUGGAGGACAACGGGGGCCGUGUUACUUACUCUGGUCACAGUGGAGAUGCCCGCAAGUUUUAUGGUCGGACAAGAAAGAUACAGAGCAGAGCAGGACACCAUAUUGCUGUCCAUUUACCUAGAAGCACCACUGACCACACACACACAUACACACAACUUUUCACCUACCAACGAGACCUCUUCAAGCCCUCCCCAUCUGGCCUGCCCAGCAUCUUUGUGACAAAGGCAACAACUGAGUGACAUUUCAUUCCAUUACUGCUCGACUCCCUGCCUCCACCAUUGCUCAGCCUUAGAUGAGGCAAGAUCAACUGUAAAUUGCCAGGCUGAGCUAAUCGGGACACGGGGAAGAAGGUGGGAAUGACUGGGUAAUUGAAAUGAAUUGGAAUGAAAGAAGAGACUCUGGGAGUCGGAGGACCUCGAGCCGCAAUGCUAAUUUGACACCAUCUGAGUUUUGUUUUUUUGUAGCCUAAUCAUGCCAUAGCGUUUACUGGAAAUGUGUUUUUGUGUUAGCCUUUAGUACCCACUGUAGCUCCCUCUCAACCCAGAGCGCGUCUCGCUCUCUCAUAGAUCGUGGUUCCAUCUGCUGCCCAUGGUUUAUGUUGGACUAGUGCAGCUGAUUUGUGUUGUUUGUCUUCAGGUGACCUUGAAAAUGAUUUAGUCAAUGAUUCAAUAAACCCCAUUGUUUUUUUUGUUC
Molecule: messenger RNA, 2493 nt
Organism: Morone saxatilis (striped sea-bass)
Lineage: Eukaryota; Metazoa; Chordata; Actinopteri; Moronidae
Gene: dmap1
Product: DNA methyltransferase 1 associated protein 1
Exons: 10
Coding region: 325-1779 (484 amino acids)
Biological process (GO): negative regulation of transcription by RNA polymerase II; chromatin remodeling; DNA repair
Cellular component (GO): NuA4 histone acetyltransferase complex; Swr1 complex; nucleus
Molecular function (GO): transcription corepressor activity
Source: RefSeq, a predicted model, not a curated record